Molecule: messenger RNA, 4256 nt
Organism: Syngnathus acus (greater pipefish)
Lineage: Eukaryota; Metazoa; Chordata; Actinopteri; Syngnathiformes; Syngnathidae
Product: bromo adjacent homology domain-containing 1 protein-like
Exons: 7
Coding region: 160-2526 (788 amino acids)
Molecular function (GO): chromatin binding
Source: RefSeq, a predicted model, not a curated record
CCUCCCCAGCUAUUCCAGUUCGGGGGGGCCGUGCCAUCAUCGCACCAGUCCGGCUUUCUCGCCUCGCCUCGCCUCGCUCUCCCCGUCACCCUCCUCCUCCCCGCACCCUCCACUCCGUCAAGCAGCAGGAAGUGCGGCGGCCACCUCCAGAAGCAUGUGAUGACCCACACCAAGCAGAAAGGUUCCCGCUGGGACCACCGCCCUCUGCAGCCACACGGCAGCACCAUGGGCGGGGACCAGGCCGAGCGCGCCCUCCGCUUCGGCCGGACUAAGAAGAUCGGCGAGGUCAUCCGACGAGAGAAAAAUGACAAGGUGAUGAAGGACAAGAGGGCCAAAGCGGAGGACAAGAAGUGGGACAGGAAAUUGUAUCCUCUGCGAGGGAGGCUCGGAGAGGGCAUGAGGUGUCGUGUCCUCCUCACAAGGUUGGAGGAAAGCAUCAGUAAGAAAGCUGAAGAGCGAUCUCUCAAGUCCAAGAAAAGGAGGCUUGGCGAGGCCAAGUUGGCAUCUAAGGUCAAAUCAAGCGCUCACGUCUCACAACCUCGCAAGCGGCGCCUGGCCUCCCUAAAUGCUGAGGCUGUCAACACACUUCUCCUGGAAAGAGCCACUGACCUCCAACCGGCAGCCAAGGUGGCCAAAAAACACCAGGAGGAGCGCAUCAACAAAGGAGGUUCCCCAGAUGAAGGGGCACCUCCAAAAGCCUCUCGAGGAACUGUCUCUAGACUGUCAUCGUCUCACAAAUUUGACCAAAUCCCCAAGAAGGUCAAGACAGCCAGGACCACCAAAGUAGACGGGAAUCGGGCCUUGAGUUUGGAAAUUCUGGAUGUGCCGACACCGCGGCGACUGGCUGGACUCAAUGCGGCCGCUCUACUGAAGUUGACCAGCUCAUCUGCUGCGUCUAAACAGCGAGUCAGAACCGCAUCCACCACAACUACCAUGUCAAACUGCAAGACUCCUGCCCAGAUCCAGACCCUAAAACAGCCACCCAAAGUGAAACACAAAGAGCGCUCUCAGAAGCUUAAAGAGGCUCCCGUCAAAGCUUCCCCCAUGCACUGUUGCUGCGCAGCCUGCAAGGAGAAAGCCGGGUUUGAGCCCAAAGUGGAGUGGGAGUCUAGCACCCACGCUCUGCCCAAGCCGGGCUACCAGUCCCGCAGUAUGUUGGGCUACUCCCUCAAGAACGUGAAGGAAGAACAGCUGGAAACUGAGCUAAGCCCCUGCUACUGCUGCCCCCCUGAGGGUUCGAUGGAGUACUGCCACCGGUUGGCCUUCUUCUUGGGCCACCCUGAGUCGGGCGACCGAGGCGCCAUGGGCUCGGGCGGCACGCUCGUCAAACGCGAGUGCCUGGUGACCACGCCGUCCCUGACGCACUCCCACCCGGCACUCGCUCUCAGCCCCCACCCCUGCGUAUGUUACUACGUCCACAUCGCCCCCCACACUGCAACGUCGGGCACGCUCACCCCACGGCCUCUGAACUUUGCGCCACCUGCCUUGUGCUCCAACCGGACGAUGGGUUCCAAGCCGCUGCCGGGUCCCCGCGUCACCCACACCCCUGGCUUGCCUCACCCGGCCUGCUGCAACUCUGUGACGUCACCAUGUUACGGCGACGCCUACGGGAUGAGCGGCUACGCAUGCAGAGCCAUGUCCCCCGUCACCAGCAGGGGGUGCUCUUUUGAUGCGGGGUGCACCGGAUGCUCACAUGGCAUCAAAACAGAAACUUACUCCUCUCCUCAAGGGGACCACAACCACUCCAUUCUGGUGCCGCCAUCUUUGCCUCUCUCCAACUGCCCUUUAUCCAGCGUGCCCACUUCCACCCAGACUGCUAACCCCCACCUGCCACCCCGGGCCCGGCUAAAAGCGUCCGCCAACCGCCCGUCCGGUGCCUCCGACAGAGAUCAAAAUGCCGAGCCGGGAUCCCCACAACAAAAGCGAAUCGGUCGCAGACGAGCCACCAACGGAUGGUGGCCUGUGGGGGACCCCACAGAGAAAGAGGUCUUCAUCGCGGGGGAGGACGAGAUGGCGCUCAGGCAGUGCUACGAGGGCGUGGAGAGGGACGGUGAGGUGAUCCGCAUCCGAGACACGGUGCUGCUGCGCUCGGGCCCCAGGAAGAAAUCCCUCCCUUACGUGGCCAAGAUAUCCGCCCUGUGGGAGGAUCCCAAAAGCGGGGAGCUGAUGAUGAGUCUUUUCUGGUACUACCGACCGGAGCACACGCAGGGGGGGCGAGACCCCAGCACACACUGUGAGAACGAGAUCUUUGCCUCUCGACAUCAGGACGAGAACAGCGUAGCUUGCAUUGAAGACAGAUGCUACGUCCUCCCGCUAGCCCAGUACUGUAGAUAUUGUGCCUUGAUGAAGCGUCGUUCCGAAGGCGCCCUACCCGGCGACGGCGGCAGUAGCGUGGUGCCCUGCUGCCUGGAUUUUACCCCGCCCUCCCACCGCUGUGUGCCCACAGACGUGGACCCCGAGCUGGUCUACCUCUGCCGACACGUCUACGACUUCCGCUACGGACGCAUACUCAAGAAUCUGCAGUAGGGAGGGAAUUGGUGGCGACAACAUUCACUUAAGCGGCACAUGUCUAGUUAUUAAGUCAACGUUUACGCUACAGCGCCAAUGCUAAUGUUGUUACGCGUGUGAGCCCUUUAGCCAGCUGAAGAGGUUACGGUCAAAUCCUCGUACGUCUCUUUCAGCUCGCUUGUAUUUUCUGCUUCCAUCAAAUCUGAUUUUUCUGCUUCCUCCCCCUUCCACCAUUGCGCCUUUGCCUACCAGGCAUGCUGAACACCAGGCUGAUCUGGGCAACUUUCUCUCAGCUGCCCCCCCUUGCCCCCCCCCCCCAUCCCCCAAAAGCACCUUAGCAGCAUGUUUGUUCCGUUUGUAAGCCAGUGGCGAAAGUGCCAACACCGAGCCUCCGCUGAAGGAGGAGAUAAUCGACAGUUGGGUGUGUGUGUGCGUGCGGGAGUCGACAAGUGUUGUCACUGUGGAUAAAUGUGGGAAUGUGUGAUAUGUGCGCCUGAUUUUUUUUCCAGCGAGGCUUUCAGGCAAUCAAACCAAACAAAAGCAGCUUUUUAUAGAAAGCAAAUCUUUCGGUACCACUCACUUGUUUUUUUUCUGACUCAACACAAUCUACAACAUGUAUGACCAAAGUCCAUUCAAAAUGUCUCUCUUGCUUCAAUGAACAUCUCCUGUAGGUCUUUUUUUUUUCUCCCUUUUGACUGCGCAUACUCCACAUUAGAAAAAUCUCACGGCACUCUACCAAACAGAACGGUCACAAAAAUACUGAAAUAACGAUGAUGUCAUCUCAUUAUAUUUAGAGAUUGACUUUUGUCCGAAUGGCCCACUUGUCUUGGAGCUUUAGUACCUGCUUUGAAAGCCUUGUUAAAAUUGCACUAAAACAUUCCUUAAUAUGUUAUUGGGGUGGGGCACGAAGAGGGACGUCGUAACCGUAAACAUGUCUGCUUUUGUUAAUGUAAACAAAAAUAUUGUGAAGGGGUUGAGUAGUACUAGUUAUGCGUAAUAUAGAAAACCAGCGUUGGACGGUGCAUGAAUCCAAAUAUUUGGCCCCAAUCAGAGCCUGAUCGUGUCGUAUUGAUCCCGAUGAAGCCUAUUUAAAUUUACUUUCCUAUGAUAGCACAUGCAAUAUAUUUUUAGAUGACUUUUUUUUUUUAAUUUCCCUCUCUGGGGUGUUAAAGCAACUUAAUUGUAUUUCAUUUCAUUUUCAACAUGUUAAAUUCCCCUUCUGAAAAAAAAGCUAAGUGUACAUAUUUAAUCCAAGCACUGUUUGAAUAGACACAUAGUGUAGUAUUUUUGCAAGAUCUGUAUUAAUUAUAUUUAAGGUAAGGAUAUUUAAAUGGAGUUAAGUGUAGAGGUCAAUUUAACUUAUUCGGGGGCAUGCUAUGUGGAAUUGAUGAUCUGCUUUGAUGAAUGGAAAUUGAUUGAUUGAAACUGAUUAGUUUAUACAGUAAAGAUACCCCUCAGCCAUUUUUUUUGUCACGUCACACAGCAAUUGGUGUGAGUCAGAACAAAAGCAGACUACAGUCCGCGCCAAUGCUUCUCAUGGACAUAUAUUUUGAUAUAUUUGGAAAAUGUCUUGGGAUGAACUUAACGAUGUUUAGAUAUUUUUGCAGUAGAGACGUGUCUAUCAGAUAUUAUUGUCGCUUUUUGUCGCACCCUGGAAAAUCUCUCGAAUUGAUGUAACAUCCCUACUGAUUUUAAUAUUGCAUUGAAAUAAUAUUUAUACAUUUUAAUGAAGUUCUUUGUGAAAUUUC